This is a messenger RNA of Gamsiella multidivaricata, 2143 nucleotides long. RefSeq lists its product as uncharacterized. The transcript has 5 exons. The record is from RefSeq and is a predicted model, not a curated record. Lineage: Eukaryota; Fungi; Mortierellomycota; Mortierellomycetes; Mortierellales; Mortierellaceae. Gene Ontology annotation, biological process: tRNA 3'-terminal CCA addition. Bases 122 to 2089 code for a protein of 655 amino acids. Gene Ontology annotation, molecular function: ATP:3'-cytidine-cytidine-tRNA adenylyltransferase activity; RNA binding.
ACAGCCUCACCCGCGUGCACCAUCAGUACCGCGUCAACGUUGACUCAUACGGACGACCUGCGGCUGCAGACUACGGCAUCCAAUCUCACUAAAAAAUAAACCGGCGGGAGCCUAGCGAUUCAUGCCUUUAACAAAGGUCUCAUUCCUCGUCGUUCGUUCUGCUGCUCAAUACAUCCGGCCCUAUCCACUUCAACACGGCCUCACCAUCCCACGCUCAGCCGUCAGAGGAUAUCAUCGCCAUAUCAUCCGUUCAUCGCCAACGCGCCGAGUAUCUGAUUUGACCUGCGCCGCAGAAGUCCCUUUCACGAGAAAUAUGUCCACCAUGGGUUCGGGCGGAUCAAUUUUACAAGGCACCAGUGCUACAAACGUGCCACGUCCGUUGGAGAUUCGGUUGACAGACCAGGAGGCCGAAAUCUGCAAAGCCUUGGACAGUGUCGCCAGAAAACAUGAGGAGCAGGGGGGCAAGAAGGUGCAGCUCCGAAUCGCAGGUGGUUGGGUUCGCGACAAGCUGCUGGGACUCUCCUGCCACGACCUGGAUAUCGGAAUCGACACUAUGAUGGGCUACGACUUUGCAUUACUGGUCAACGAAUACAUGGAAUCCCUAGGUCAUGGGAAACGCACAAUUGCCAAGAUUGCCACCAAUCCUGAAAAGUCAAAGCACCUGGAGACUGCGACUAUGGUUGUACUCGGAAUGCCAUUGGAUUUUGUGAACUUACGCUCCGAGGUCUAUGAUGAUGCUAGCCGUAUCCCCACUGGAAUUACCUUUGGGACGCCUUCCGAGGACGCAUAUCGACGCGACAUUACCAUCAACGCGCUGUUUUACAACAUUCACACACACACUGUCGAGGAUUUUACUGGAAAGGGUCUAGAAGACCUGAAGAACGGACUCAUCAGAACCCCUCUGGAGGCAUUUGAGACAUUUUGGCAGGAUCCCCUUCGAGUCAUGCGGUGCAUUCGAUUUGCGUCCAGGUUCCAGUUCCGGAUCGCUGAGGAUGCCAAGCAAGCGAUUCUCGAUGCGCGGAUCAAACAUGCGCUGAGGACAAAGAUUUCCAAGGAACGAAUAGGCGCGGAGCUGGACAAGAUGAUCGACGAUGGAGCCGGCCGAAGCACAGCUAUCCAGCUGCUGCAUGAGCUUGAUCUGUAUGAUGUUGUUUUUGCCCCCCCUGAAGUCGAUGGCAACCCAAAGGGUACUACAGCAGUGAAUGGAGAGAUCAGGGAUAUCGAGGACGCCUUCAAAUUGGUGUGGAUUAUGGAGUGGCUACUCAAGAUCAACCCUGCCCCUGCCAGCCAGGAUGACCUUGAGGGACGGAUUUUCCAGGCUGAGAUCGAUCAUGGACUGGAAGCACUGUUGUCACGGACGCGUGGAUCACCGUUCACUUCUCAUUUGUAUCCUGUCAUCACCACAGCACCUACGCCAAACAUUGCACAAAUUGUUCCAAAGGACGAACCAUUCCCCGAAAAACUCGGCACGCGCAAUCUGAUCUUGUCAGGAAUGUUGUACCCGUACCGCAACAUGUCGGCCACUGUCAACAAGAAGAGCAUGCCAGCGGGAUCGUGGAUCCUUCGCUACGCUCUCAAGGGCAGGAAUCUGGAUAUCGAAAAUGUCACCAAGUUGAUGGAGAGUCUGGAAGCUGUGAAGAGUAUUGUGAACACCGUCACACAAAAUCCAGCUGUGGAUGAGAAAAGUAUUGAGGCGGAGCGAGCGAAUAUGGGCAUGGUUAUUAGGGAGAUUGCAUCUUCUUCUGUCCUUGGAAAGAAGUGGCCUUGCGCCUUCUUGUUAGCCAUGGGAGUGGAUCUACUUCCAAUGUACAAGUCAUUACGGAAAGGAAUCCUAGAUGGUGAUGCCAAGGCACAGAUUGCAAAGUACAAUGCCUUCCUCUCCAGAGCUGAAUCAUACCAAAUCGAGCAUUGCUUUGCAUGGAAGUACCUGGUGGAUGGCAAAGAAUUGACCCAAUUGCUCAAGAUCAAGCCUGGUCCUAAGGUCAAUGAUCUUCUCCGUCAUGUCAUGAUCUGGCAACUUAUGCACCCACGGUCCUCAAAGGAGGAAUGCCAGAAGUGGAUCCUCGAGCACUCAGAGCAAUUUGCAUAGAAAAACCUCAUUCCUGCAAAAUAAAAAAAAAAAGGAGGAUAUGCAAAAAAGCCA